Messenger RNA from Phoenix dactylifera (date palm), 1073 nucleotides. It is a transcript of the gene WR3, whose product is annotated as nitrate transmembrane transporter. Gene Ontology annotation, cellular component: plasma membrane. The record is from RefSeq and is a predicted model, not a curated record. Gene Ontology annotation, molecular function: nitrate transmembrane transporter activity. Gene Ontology annotation, biological process: nitrate transmembrane transport; response to nitrate. Lineage: Eukaryota; Viridiplantae; Streptophyta; Magnoliopsida; Arecales; Arecaceae.
AGACAGUUUCCCAUUGGUCGGUUGUUUGGGACUGUGGGCUUUAUUUAUAAGAGGUCGUCUACCCUUUGUUUCCCUCACCAAACCAGAGAGAUCCAUAGUUGAAGACAAAGAAGACUUCUUUCUUUCUUUCUUUCUUUCUUCUUCUUCUUCUUCACUUGGGAAAGGGAAAUGGCUCGUCUGCUCUCAAAUCAGGCUACUGCCUUUCUCCUCCUCAUCUGCUAUGUAGGGUCUUCCAUGGGAUCAGUGCACUUCUCCGACCUUAAAGAGACUCUCAUAGUGACCGCAUCUCCAAAAUCUGGUCAAGUGCUGUAUGCUGGAGAAGAUAAGAUCACUGUUACAUGGAAGCUGAACAGCUCCCUGCCGGCCAGCACCGAUGCGGCAUACGAGAAGGUCAAGGUGAAGCUCUGCUAUGCGCCGGUGAGCCAGAAAGACCGGGGGUGGCGCAAGACUGAGGACAACCUCAAGAAGGACAAGACAUGCCAGUUCAAGAUCACCAACCAGCCCUACGCCGGCGGCGGGAGCUUUGAGUACACCGUCGACCGCAGCGUGCCCACCGCCACCUACUUCGUGCGGGCAUACGUGGUCGAUGCCUCCGAUACCGAGCUCGCUUACGGGCAGACAACUGAUGCCAAGAAGACCACCAACCUGUUUGAUGUCGUCGGGAUCACCGGCCACCAUGCCUCGCUCGACAUCGCCGCGGGAUGCUUCUCGGCCUUCUCGGUGGUGGCGCUGCUCUUCUUCUUUGUCAUGGAGAAGAAGAAGGCCAAGAAGUAGGCAACUCAUGCAUGGCUUUUAUCACUGCAGCAAUAACGGAUGGAGUGUGUAUUGUUCUAGUGUGCCCUAAAACCUUGUUGCCCUCCACGUAUUGAAGUAGUCUUCUUCCUGGUUACUUGAGUGCUAAAAGACUUUGUGAUGCUAAAAGCUACAGCUAUAAAUUUUUAGUCCGCCAAACUUUUCAUCUAAUGUGUGGUUUAAUGGAAAAGGUGCUGGGGUCUGUGCUCUUGGGAACUUGGCAAACGAUUAAACCUGUUCCUUUUCAAUUUUUUUUUUAUUGAAUCCUUUUUAAUUUGUUA